Anopheles moucheti is the source of this 5707-nucleotide messenger RNA. RefSeq names its product protein patched (gene ptc). Gene Ontology annotation, biological process: smoothened signaling pathway. The coding region runs from base 1 to 4008 and encodes 1335 amino acids. The transcript is spliced from 6 exons. Lineage: Eukaryota; Metazoa; Arthropoda; Insecta; Diptera; Culicidae. Gene Ontology annotation, molecular function: smoothened binding; hedgehog family protein binding; hedgehog receptor activity. The record is from RefSeq and is a predicted model, not a curated record. Gene Ontology annotation, cellular component: plasma membrane.
AUGGUGGUACCAACGAUGGAUAGCCUACCGAGGGUGCCGGACACCCACGGUGACACCGUGGACGAGAAAGUAUUUUCCGACCUGUACAUCCGAACCAGCUGGUUCGAUGCAACGAUAGCACUCGAUCAAAUAGAAAAGGGUAAAGCUCGGGGGAGAAGGUCCUCGGUGUACAUGCGUUCCCUGUUCCAGCAAUAUCUUUACAACCUAGGCUGUUCGAUACAGAAGCACGCCGGCAAGGUGUUAUUCGUGGCGAUACUGGUGCUCAGCACGUUCUGCGUCGGGUUGAAAUCGGCAACGGUACACUCGAAGGUGCACCAGCUAUGGAUACAGGAGGGUGGAUCGCUCGAGCAUGAGCUCGCCUACACGCAGAAAUCGCUCGGCGAGAUGGACUCGUCGACGCACCAGCUGCUGAUACAGACACCAAAGGAUAUGGACGCGUCGAUACUGCACCCGAACGCGUUACUAACGCACCUGGACGUGGUGAAGAAGGCGAUAUCGGUGACGGUGCACAUGUACGACAUAACGUGGAGCUUGAAGGAUAUGUGCUACUCACCGAGCAUACCUAGCUUCGAUACGCACUUCAUCGAGCAGAUCUUCGAGAAUAUUAUUCCGUGUGCGAUCAUAACGCCCCUCGACUGCUUCUGGGAGGGUAGCAAACUGCUUGGCCCCAAGUAUCCCGUGCAUAUACCUGGACAAACGAACAAAGUGCAGUGGACGUCACUGAAUCCGCAAACGUUGCUGAAAGACAUCAAGGCACAGAACUAUCAGUUUCCGUUCGAAACGCUGGAACAGUACAUGAAGCGGGCCGGUAUCAGUACGGGCUACACGGAAAAACCUUGCCUCAACCCGAAGGAUAAACAGUGUCCGGAAACGGCACCGAACAAAAAGUCCGGCCAGGUGCCGGACAUUGGUGCGAGUUUAACCGGUGGUUGCUACGGAUUCGCGGCGAAGUAUAUGCACUGGCCGGAAGAGCUGGUGGUUGGUGGGGCGGUGCGCAAUCGAACCCAUCAUCUAAAGUCGGCCAAAGCGUUGCAGACCGUGAUCCAGCUGAUGGGCGAACGGGAGCUGUACGAUUACUGGAACAACCAUUACAAGGUGCACCAUAUCGGGUGGAACCCGGAGAAGGCGGCGGAGGUGUUGAAUGCGUGGCAGAAGAAGUUUUCCGCUGAGGUCAACAAAAUCAUGCAAACGGAAGUGAAGCCACUGUCGUACUAUGGCGUGUACGCGUUCUCGUCGGCAACGCUGGACGAUAUCCUGGGGAAACAUUCGAACCCGAACCCGAUCAGCCUCGGUAUCGGUAUUGCGAUCAUCUUGCUCUACACCGCCUGUACGCUUUUGCGCUGGAAGGAUGGGAUUAAUGGACAGAGUGGCGUCGGUGUGGCGGGUGUGCUGCUGAUCACGGUUACAACGGCCGCCGGGUUGGGCUUCUGUGCAUUGCUCGGUAUUGCGUUCAAUGCCGCCACCACGCAGGUGAUACCAUUCCUAGCGCUCGGGCUCGGUGUCGAUCACAUCUUCGUGCUGACGCAUGCGUACGCCGAGCGGGACACGAGCGAACAAACUGGUCAGGUGCUGAAGAAGGCGGGCUUGAGUGUACUGUUUGCCGGUGCCUCCACCGCUGGAUCAUUCUUCGCGGCCACCCUCAUCCCGGUGCCGGCAUUGCGUGUGUUCUGCUUUCAGGGCGCCAUCCUGACGGUGUUCAAUCUGGCCGCAGUGCUGCUAGUAUUUCCGGCCAUGAUCUCACUCGAUCUGCGCCGUCGACGUUCCGGGCGUGCGGAUGUGCUGUGCUGCUGUCUGCCGGCGCUUCCAAACACUACGCACGACCUGAACAAACAACGCUACCAUUACCACCAGCAAACGCAACAGCCGCAGUCGCAGCAGCAGCAGCAGCAAACACCGGCCCAAUCGCAGAACGCUGCCGAAGCACAGCGACAGGAGGAAGACUCACUGAUUGAGUGUCAGUCGAAGGCAUGCCUCAGCUUUUCGCUGUCCCGGUUUGCGAUGAAACAUUACGCACCCUUUCUAACGCGCAGCUCGGUGAAGGUGUUCGCCAUGUUGCUGCUGUCCGGCAUUCUCGGUGUGUCACUGUUUGCCUCGAUGAAGCUACCGGAUGGGCUGGAACUGACGGAUCUGGUCCCGCAAAACACGAACGAGCAUCGGUUCCUGAGCGUGCAGGGUAAGCUGUUCGGGUUCUACAGCAUGUUCGCGGUCACGCAGGGUGACUUCGAAUAUCCGAACAAUCAGAAACUGUUGCACGAAUAUCACGAAGCGUACGUACGGGUUUCGCACGUGAUCAAGAACGAUAAUGGUGGCCUGCCAGACUUUUGGCUCAGCCUGUUCCGGGAUUGGUUGAUUAAUCUGCAGCGUGCUUUCGAUCGGGAUUAUCGCGAGGGUCGCAUCACCCAGGAACGGUGGUAUACGAAUGCAAGCAAUGAUGCGAUCCUGGCGUACAAGCUGCUCGUGCAGACGGGGCACGUCGAUAACCCGAUCGACAAGAGCCUUGUGACGCAGGUGCGGCUGGUCGAUUCGGAGGGUGUGAUCAAUCCGGAAGCGUUCUACAACUAUCUUUCCGCUUGGGCUUGGAACGAUGUGCUUGCUUACGGUGCAUCACAGGGUAAUCUGCGACCGGAGCCCCGCGAAUGGUUCCACACACCGUCCGAUUUUGAGCUGAAAAUUCCGAAGAGUGCACCGUUAACCUACACGCAGCUACCCUUCUAUCUGCACGGGCUGAGCGAUACGGCCGAUAUCAAGACGAUGAUCAGCCAGAUACGCGAACUGUGCUCCAAGUUCGAAGCACGCGGUCUGCCAAACUAUCCCUCAGGCAUUCCAUUCAUCUUCUGGGAACAGUACAUGAAUCUACGACCGGGACUACUGAAAGCUAUCGGGUGUGCCCUGCUGGCGGUGUUUGUUUCCGUCUCGCUAUUGCUGCUAUCAGUCUGGGCCGCCCUAUUGAUCGUGUUUAAUGUGGUGAUGAUGCUGAUACAGCUGCUCGGUGUGAUGAUUCUGCUUGGCAUCAAGCUGUCGGCAAUACCCGCCGUCAUACUGAUCGCAAGUAUUGGAUUAGGCGUGGGAAUAACCGUGCAUGUGUCGCUGGGUUUUAUCACAUCGAUCGGAAACCGGGAUAGACGCGUCAAGCUAGCCUUGGAGCAUUCGUUCGCUCCGAUCGUACAUGGUGUGGUAACGUCCGCACUAGCUAUAUUUAUGCUCUCCACAUCCUCGUUUGAGUUUGUCGUGCGACACUUCUUCUGGUUGCUUCUCUCGGCGAACGUCAUUGGAGCCCUCAACGGACUGUUCUUCUUCCCCAUCCUGCUAAGCUUAGUCGGUCCGGGUGCAGAAAUUAUACCGCUCCAGUAUGCCAACCGUAUCUCGACACCGUCGCCACCACCGAAGCGCAUCAACAAACUAUCGAGCGGGAAGCCGAUCGUGUUGAACAACAAACGAUCAUCGUGUUCGCGCAGCUGCUCGAAACCGCAUCACCAUCACAAGCACAACAAUGUUAACCUGAGCAACGAACCAUCGCUAACGACCAUCACCGAAGAGCCCCAGUCGUGGAAGAGUUCCGCUUCAUCCAUUCCUUCCAUUCAUGAAAAGACUACCGGUGGAUCGGUCGGACAUCAUAGACCGUCGGUUGGUUUGGUGGGUGGAGUUGGUGGUGGAGUGCCGUCCGGGACUUCUCUCGGGGGUAGCAUAAUGAGUGAUGGUAAUCUUAGCGGUGUCGGUGGUGUGUAUAGUCAUCCACAUGCGCACCAUUACCAUCACCACCAUCACCAGCAGGCACCGGAACUGCAGAGCAUUGUGUUGCAGCCGGAAGUGACGGUCGAGACGCACCAUCAUGGUGGCGAACACCAAAACACCAAGGUAACGGCGACGGCCAACAUCAAGGUGGAGCUGGUAACGCCGGGUCGUGGCGCCAGGAUGAUGCACACGACGGCCAGCAGUACCAGCAGUAAUGCGAGUAGCACCGGUAGUACUACGAGCAGUACGGGAAGUUCCGGUAGUGCUAGCAGCUAACAACUCUCAGACUGAGGUGUGGGAAUGAACGCGAGUGUCGGGAUAGGAGUAAUGCACCAACGAAUACUAUACCUGUAGCAUAAUAUAAGCGUGUAGAAAACGGCAAACGCCGAGUGGUAGUGGCAAGAAAACUAGACCAAUCUCUAACCAAUCGAACGAACCAAUUCACACAUCAAAUCAAAACCAUUCGAGAGAGCCCCUUAGAGCAUUUUCGCUUAGCAUCGUAAUAGAAACAGAUAAAAUUCAUUAUAAGAACAAUUUCAUUUCAUCCCACCACCAUUUACCUUGCUUCCCCCAUCAAUCCAUCUCCUACUGGCGGCAAAAGAGAGGUGUGUAAAUAGCAUAAGGAGAGAAGUUUUUCUAUAUAAAGAGAAGAAGACAAUCAUUAUUUAUUUUUCCCAACACUCCCCCCGCGCACGCGAAACACACACGUUAAUUAAUUUUCUCCAUCGAUGGUGAAGAACAAUUUCAUUAGCUUUUUUUUGAGGAGGGAACCAAGUGACAAGCAGACAGAUAGACAGCAAGUAUUAUCGUAGUGUGCGCGUAGUGCAGUGCACCAACAUGACAUGGAGUUUGUCCUAGUAUGCAUUGACAAUUAAUUCGCAAAGAGAGCGCGAGAGAGAGGAAGAAUGUGUGUGAGAGGGAGAACGACACUAUCGCAUCUCUCUUACAUUUCACUCAUACACUGAACUGUGUCACUUACAGUAAGGAUGCUGUGUAAAUAGUAUUUCCCAGGAUUAAACAUAUUGCUAGCAAGCGUCAUUCUAUUGUCUAUAAGUGGAAAACAAAAUGUGUAACAAAACAAACGAAUAAUGGGGCUAUUAAAAGUGUAUUGCAAAGAUAGAGAAAAGGAUAAAAAAAGAAGAAGGAAAGAGAAAAAAAAUAUAAAAUCACUCAAAGUCAGAAUGAAACCAAUCAGUACUUAAAUGUGUAGUAAUUUGCGUUAGGUAAGGGGAGCUAAUGCUAAGAAGCUAAGGAGAUGAAGAAACUGCCUGGACGGAAAAAAUCGUUUAGACUAGUGUUUUAUUUUUGUUUUUAUUCAGAAAUAGUGAAGAAACCUCACAUACACAUUCAAAUACAAAAACACGUUCAUUGUUAAACACACUCACACACACAUUCAUGUAUACCGCAAAAGUAUCAAAGACACAAGCCAAACCGAUUUUAAGAGAAACUGAAACGGACGGAAACGAAGAAGACAACGAAAGGAAAAAAUGAAACACUCCCAACGAUGCUGUAACAGAGAAAGAAGAAAGAGAAAACAAACAGUAACGAAAAAAAGGAAAAGGAGACGUGUUUUAUGCAAACGACAGUAACAUAAAAGCUGAACAACACAAAAACGCAAAACACACACAUAAAUGCGCUUGGUACAGUAACUAGCGAGUAAAGUUUAAACACAUCCCACCUGGUUUUGAUGCAAAUUUAACAAUAUGGUAAAUUUAGGUAAGGAAAUUGUAAAAUAGAAUACAAAAAAAGGAAGUGCAUGUAAGCAGUUACGAAAGGUGGGAAAGGUAGUAAGAAUGGAAUUUGAAAAUACUAAAUUUAACGCAGGGUUACCAUAAGGUGGAAAGAGGGAGAGAGAGAAAGAGAGAGAGAGAGAGAGAGAAAGAGAGAGAGAAAGAGAGAGAGAGAGAGAGAGAGAGAGAGAGAAUGACAAAACGGAAGCGGCAGGUUACAUUGCAAUAAAAGGAAACAAAACGUG